AUCUAUUAUUUUUUUGCGCCUGCGCUCUUGAUGGUCUACGCGACAUACCUAAAAUCAUUUUGUGGAAAAUUUGAAGUUUGUUGUUAUUUGUGACAACAUAUAAUUAAUAAUUAUUUAUGAAAGCGUUGUGCUAAUUACCAUUCCAGGCGCGAGGCUGAAUUUUUUGGUGGCAGUCAGCCUGGAUGCGUUCAGUCACUAUUAUUCAGUUCGAGCGGUGUACGGUAGCCAUCUUGGAAUCGAACAAAGCUUCAGAUUUGUAGUUUCUCUGUUUAUCAAUAAUUUUUGUGCAUUUUAUUGUAAAUAGUUUGUAUGUUUAGGAUAUGUACGGAACGUGCGUCCUUAUGUGUAAAUAGCUAUGGCUGCGACACGGAAAUUACAAGGUGAAAUAGACAGGUGUUUAAAAAAAGUAACGGAGGGGGUGGAGACUUUUGAGGACAUUUGGCAAAAGGUUCACAAUGCAACAAAUAGUAAUCAGAAGGAGAAGUAUGAGGCGGACCUCAAGAAGGAGAUUAAAAAGCUGCAGAGGUUACGGGAUCAGAUCAAGUCGUGGAUCGCCUCGGCAGAAAUUAAGGAUAAGAGCACACUUUUAGAAUAUAGGAAACUAAUAGAAACGCAAAUGGAGAGGUUUAAAGUGGUGGAACGGGAGACCAAAACGAAGGCUUACUCCAAAGAGGGGCUCGGGGCCGCGCAGAAGCUCGACCCCGCGCAGAAGGAGCGGGAGGAAAUGUCCUCGUGGCUAGUCUCGUCCAUCGACGCACUUAAUUUACAGGUUGAUCAAUUUGAGUCUGAAGUAGAGUCACUGUUAGUUGGUAAGAAGAAACGGCUUGACAAGGAAAAGCAGGACCGCAUGGAGGAGCUUAAAGUGAAGCUUGAGAAGCACAGGUUUCAUAUAAAAAAGCUCGAAACGCUGCUACGGAUGCUAGAUAAUAUGUCCGUUGAAGUUGAACAGAUAAAGAGAAUAAAAGACGACGUAGAAUAUUACAUAGACUCUAGCCUGGAGCCGGGCUUCGAGGAGAACGAGUACAUAUACGACGACAUCCGCGGCCUGGACGAGAUCGACCUGAGCGGCGUGGGGCUGCCGUCGUCCGCCACCACCGACAGCAACAGCAACGCCUCGCCCGCCUCGCCGCGCUCGCCCGCCUCGCCCGCCUCGCCCGCCUCGCCCCACAGCAUGCUCUCAGGUACAAGUCCAAUUACGUCACCAACGUUAGAAGUCCACAAUCAUUCGACGGAUUCAACGGAGAUAGAAAAAAAGAAAAAAGAGGAAAUCACAAUAGCGAAGCCGGUUAAACCGCUGCCCCUCCGCGCGGUGACUUCCAGCCUCGUGGGCAAUAGCACCAAUAACGUUAGUUCCUUGCUCAAUAGCGCGGCGGUCACCACAAAUAGUAUAAGCGUCCCAGUCCUGCCCGCGACUCCGCUGUCGGCGCUGUCGGGCUCCUCCACGCCCAGCAAGCAGCCGGCGGCCAGUCCGCCGCAUCACAACCUUCACCACCCGUUACAUAUGAGAACAACAGAAGUAGUGGAGAAUGGUCCCGUGUCGAUUGCGCCCGCGCAUACGAAUACACACAUACCACCCUCCACGCAAGUGCCACCUACGUCAAAAAGUUCGUCAGUUCCUCUCGUGCUGUGUAACCCUCACUCGGCGAGCGAGAGCAGCGGCGAGCCGGCGGUGAACGGGCCCUCCAACCCGCUCCUCUCGCACGCGCACAACAAUAACCCUCACUCGGCGAGCGAGAGCAGCGGCGAGCCGGCGGUGAACGGGCCCUCCAACCCGCUCCUCUCGCACGCGCACAACAAUGGGCGAGUGAGCGAGACGUGCAUGCUGGGCGCGCGGCCCGAGCUGCCGGCCGGCACCGCCUCGCUCAAGAGCAUGGCGCAGGAGGCCGUGCACCGCGCGGGGCUGGAGCACCACGCGCAGCCCCCCAGCGGGCGGCGGGCGGCGCUGUCGGCGGCGCACAUCCCGCCGCUGCUGGGCGUCGCGCCGCUCGGGCCCGCGCCGCUCACCAAGGAGCACCAGUUACAAUUCCAGAUGAUGGAGGCGGCGUACUACCACAUGCCGCACCCCUCCGACUCCGAGAGGACCAGGGUCUACCUGCCGAGGAAUAUAUGCCAGACGCCCAUAUAUUACAACCAGGUGCUACUCCCGCACUCGGACUCGGUGGAAUUCUUCCAAAGGCUGUCCACGGAGACUCUGUUCUUCGUGUUCUACUACAUGGAGGGCACGAAGGCACAGUACCUCGCCGCCAAAGCGCUUAAGAAGCAGAGUUGGAGGUUCCACACCAAGUACAUGAUGUGGUUCCAGAGGCACGAGGAGCCCAAGGUCAUCAACGAGGAGUUUGAGCAGGGCACAUACAUCUACUUCGACUACGAGAAAUGGGGCCAGCGCAAAAAAGAGGGCUUCACGUUCGAGUACAAGUACUUAGAGGACCGGGACUUGAACUGAGAUCAUUCCGUCGCACGACAGUAUUCCUCCACCGCCGGCCGCCCCGGGGCUGCGCACGCGCAACACACGAAUAUAAUGGUCAAAUGUGAUAUUUUUAUAGGUCCGCUCGUUUGAUGUAUGAUUUAUAUAUAGUCGAUUUUGAACGAAAUUAAAUUGUUUUCAAUGAUAAAGCGAUCCGAUGUUUAUGUAAAAAUUUGUAUUUUGAAUGUGUGAUACCGUUUUUUAAUUACGCGAAAGAAUCGAAUUGAUAUUUUUAAUAUUUGUGUGUCGUCUUGAACUACUGAACCGAUUUUUAGAAAUGCUCUCUGUAAAGAUAGCGACAUUUUAAAUUCGGAGAUACGUCUUUCUCCACUAGUGGGGUAGACAGUGCUGAACAAUUUAAUUUCGUCUAAAUCGUCACCGAAACGCUACGUGUUGUAAAAAUCGUUGAUCGUUUUUCUCGAAAUUGUGUUACGAUCGUUUUUAUAGAAUUGUCAAUAGAUUAAUCAUUUUUAAAGUACCUACGCAUCGAAUUUAUUUGAAUUUUUUUUUUCGGUAAAUCACAAAAUUCCUUACAGAAAGACGUGGUUUCGAGUAAAUGAUGUUUCGCGAUGAUGUUCGGGCCGCGUUUGGCUCGCGUUCAAAUAUGCAUUAUUCCAGGUUAUGUUCCAGCGGUAACGUUACUUUAUAACGGUUUGAACUCAAAAGUCUUGAGUUCAAAUCGUCUGAACUUCAGAAUAUGUGGCUAUAUACAAAAAAUUGCGAACACUAGUUUUUUUUUCCCCUAUAUCAUAUAUUAGAUCGAUAUGAUUGAUUGAUCAAGAAAUUUCAUUUCAACCAUUAUAAAAU
Amyelois transitella is the source of this 3271-nucleotide messenger RNA. RefSeq names its product CCR4-NOT transcription complex subunit 3 (gene Not3). The record is from RefSeq and is a predicted model, not a curated record. Lineage: Eukaryota; Metazoa; Arthropoda; Insecta; Lepidoptera; Pyralidae. The coding region runs from base 356 to 2443 and encodes 695 amino acids. Gene Ontology annotation, cellular component: P-body; nucleus; CCR4-NOT core complex. Gene Ontology annotation, biological process: nuclear-transcribed mRNA poly(A) tail shortening; regulation of DNA-templated transcription. The transcript has 16 exons.